UGACGCGCCCGGAUUCACUAUGAAUCAGCUAAUCCAUGAAUGCCUGACCGCGCGCAGAGAGCAGCGUGGAGUUUCGUGGCGCUGGCGGCGCUGCUGGGCUGCUGCGCGGCGCAGGGCGCAGGGGCAGGGGCAGGGGCAGGCCUGCGCGAGCUGCUGGCGUGGAAGCAGGUGUCGUUCGCCUUCGCGGACGACGCGGCGCGGUCGCGCGCGCUGGACAGCGGGGUCUUCGUGCCAGAGCACAACGCGCCGCUGGGCCUGGACGUGUCGGGCGACCGGCUGUUCGUGACGGUGCCGCGCUGGCGCAAGGGCGUCGCCGCCACCCUCAACGUCGUCCACCUGGACGACGCCAUGCUGCGCUCGGACGGGCCGCCGGCGGCGCCGCUGCUGCAGCCCUACCCCAGCUGGGAGGCCAACACGCUGCCCGCCGACGGAGAAGGCGAGGACGCGGCGGCCGGGAAGCUGGUGUCGGUGUUCCGCGUGCGCGCCGACCCGUGCGGCCGCCUGUGGGCGCUGGACACGGGCCUGGACGACCUGCUGGGCAGCACGCGGCGCGUGGCGCCCGCGCGCCUCGUCGGGCUGGUGGUGUACUCGUGGAAGCAGAACGCGUCGUGGCGCGUCGAGCACCACUUCUUCAACUUCGACCCGCUGCGCGGCAACUUCCACAUCGGCGGCGCCAACUUCCAGUGGAAGGACGGGCUGUUCGGCGUGGCGCUGUCGGCGCCCGACGACGACGGCGGCCGCACCGCCUACUUCCACCCGCUGGCCAGCACGCACGAGUUCGCCGUGCCGACGCGCGUCUGGCAGAACAGCUCCGCCGCCGACGACUACUACGCCUACCGCGUGCUGGGGUCGCGCGGCGAGCGCGCGCAGUCCACCGCCUCCUUCAUCCACGAGCCGUCGGGCGUGCUCUUCUACACGCUCGUCAACCGCAACGGCGUCGGCUGCUGGAACACCAACAAGCCCUUCUCCGAGGAGAACCAGGGCCUGGCGGCGCACGACGACAAAGCGCUCAUCUUCCCCAACGACCUCAAG
Molecule: messenger RNA, 1032 nt
Organism: Gryllus bimaculatus (two-spotted cricket)
Lineage: Eukaryota; Metazoa; Arthropoda; Insecta; Orthoptera; Gryllidae
Source: the annotation of a GenBank genome assembly